AUGGGGAAGGGAGGGCAAGAUUACGGGAAAAAGGAGAAUUUCGGUGAGAAGAGAGGGGGAUCCAGUGACGAAGGCUUUGCGCCUUGGUCCAAAGAUGUGAAGGAGUGCGAAGAGGAGUAUAAGGUGUCGCGGGAGUACGGUUUGUCUAGCGACGAGGUGGAAAAGAGGAGGCAGAUCUAUGGGUACAAUGAACUCGAGAAGCACGAGGGGCCUUCCAUUUUUAGGUUGAUUCUGGACCAGUUUAAUGAUACUCUAGUUAGAAUUUUGCUUGUGGCGGCUGUUGUUUCUUUUGUUUUGGCUUGGUAUGAUGGGGAUGAAGGUGGGGAGAUGGAGAUUACGGCCUUUGUCGAGCCGUUGGUGAUUUUCUUGAUAUUGAUUGUGAACGCAGUUGUGGGGGUGUGGCAGGAGAACAAUGCUGAGAAAGCAUUGGAGGCUUUGAAGGAGAUACAAUCUGAACAUGCUUCUGUGAUUCGUGAUGGUAAGAAGAUUCCGAGUUUGGUUGCAAAGGAGCUUGUUCCUGGGGAUAUCGUUGAGUUGAGAGUUGGGGAUAAAGUUCCAGCGGAUAUGAGGGUUUUGAGUUUGAUUAGUUCAACUCUUCGGGUUGAACAGGGAUCCCUGACUGGAGAAAGUGAGGCUGUUGGUAAAACUACCAAGCCUGUUACAGAAGAUGUUGACAUUCAGGGGAAAAAGUGCAUGGUGUUUGCUGGAACAACAGUGGUGAAUGGAAAUUGUAUUUGUUUGGUAACUCAUAUAGGAAUGAAUACUGAGAUAGGUAAGGUGCACUCACAGAUUCAGGAAGCUGCGGAGAGUGAGGAAGAUACUCCAUUGAAGAAGAAACUCAAUGAGUUCGGAGAGGCCUUGACUGCUAUUAUUGGUGUCAUCUGUGCCCUGGUUUGGUUGAUUAACUUGAAAUACUUCCUCACUUGGGAAUAUGUUGAUGGCUGGCCGAAGAACUUUAAAUUUUCAUUUGAAAAGUGCACUUACUAUUUUGAGAUUGCUGUAGCAUUGGCUGUUGCUGCCAUUCCUGAAGGACUCCCUGCUGUGAUCACCACUUGCUUGGCUCUUGGCACUCGGAAAAUGGCUGCUAAAAAUGCGCUUGUUCGCAAGCUUCCCAGUGUGGAAACUCUUGGUUGUACUACUGUGAUCUGCUCAGAUAAAACUGGCACAUUGACUACUAACCAGAUGGCAGUGUCAAAGUUAGUAGCUAUGGGUGCUAAGGGUGGGGCUCUUCGAGCUUUUGAUGUCGAAGGGACUUCUUAUGAUCCUUCUGAUGGGAAAAUUCAGAAUUGGCCAAAGGGCCAAAUAGACUCUAAUCUUCAAACUAUCGCUAAGAUCGCAGCUGUGUGCAAUGAUGCUGGAGUAGAACAAUCUGGCCAUCAUUUUAUAGCAAACGGCCUGCCCACUGAAGCCGCAUUGAAGGUUCUGGUUGAAAAAAUGGGUCUUCCUAGUGGAUUAGAUUCUGACUCAGCUUCCAGAAAUCAUGAUACUAAGUGCGAAAUUUACUCUACUUAUAUUUGGUGUGUAAUUUGGCAAGGUUGCUCGAACACAUGGAAUAACAUUGAGAAACGUAUAGCUACUCUUGAGUUUGAUCGUGAUAGGAAAUCCAUGGGGGUUAUAGUCCGUUCCAACUCUGGAAGGAAUUCAUUGCUGGUGAAGGGUGCGGUUGAAAAUCUGCUGGAGCGCAGCUCCUUUGUGCAACUAAAUGAUGGUUCUGUUGUUGAGCUGGAUCAAAACUUAAAAAGUCUUAUAUUGGAUAGCUUGCAAGAGAUGUCAUCGAAGGCAUUGCGUUGUCUAGGUUUUGCAUACAAGGAUGACCUUCCAGAGUUUGCAACGUAUACUGGUGACGAGGACCACCCUGCCCAUCAGCUUUUACUGAACCCUGCAAACUAUUCUUCGAUUGAGAAUAAGCUAGUUUUUGUUGGUUUGACUGGGAUUAGAGAUCCUCCUCGGAAAGAAGUCAGGCAAGCCAUUGAGGACUGCAGAGCAGCUGGCAUCAGAGUUAUGGUAAUUACUGGAGAUCACAAGAACACAGCAGAGGCUAUCUGUCGCGAAAUUGGUGUUUUUGGAUCGCAUGAGGAUAUCAGUUCCAGAAGCUUGACAGGAAGAGAGUUUGCAGAGCUCCGUAACCCAAAGUUGCAUUUAAGGCAAGAGGGGGGCCUUCUCUUCUCCAGGGCUGAACCCAGACAUAAGCAAGAUAUAGUGAGACUGCUCAAAGAAGACGGUGAAGUUGUUGCAAUGACUGGUGAUGGAGUCAAUGAUGCGCCUGCCUUGAAACUGGCUGAUAUUGGGAUUGCCAUGGGGAUUGCAGGAACUGAGGUUGCGAAAGAAGCUUCUGAUAUGGUUCUGGCUGAUGAUAAUUUCAGCACAAUUGUAAGUGCUGUUGGUGAAGGUCGAUCCAUUUACAACAACAUGAAAGCAUUCAUUAGGUACAUGAUAUCCUCAAACAUUGGUGAGGUUGCCUCCAUAUUUUUGACUGCAGCUUUGGGUAUUCCAGAGGGUCUUAUCCCCGUUCAGCUUCUGUGGGUCAACUUAGUUACUGAUGGGCCUCCAGCAACAGCAUUGGGAUUCAAUCCACCAGACAAAGAUGUGAUGAAGAAACCCCCAAGGAGAAGCGACGAUUCAUUGAUCAGUCCUUGGAUUUUGUUUCGUUAUUUGGUAAUUGGAGCCUAUGUUGGUCUUGCAACGGUUGGUAUCUUCAUUAUCUGGUACACGCACAGCUCUUUCUUCGGUAUUGAUUUAAGUGGAGAUGGCCACAGUCUUGUUACCUUUUCCCAGCUUAAGACCUGGGAUCAAUGCAACUCAUGGGCAAAUUUCACCGCAAGUCCUUUUACGGCUGGCAAUCAACAAUUUACCUUUGACUCAAACCCAUGUGACUAUUUCCAGACCGGUAAAAUCAAGGCAAUGACGCUCUCCCUGUCUGUGUUGGUUGCCAUUGAGAUGUUCAAUUCCCUUAAUGCUCUCUCAGAAGAUGGAAGCCUCCUUUCAAUGCCUCCAUGGGUGAACCCAUAUCUUCUUGUGGCCAUGUCAGUAUCAUUUGGCUUGCAUUUCUUGAUUCUUUAUGUACCAUUCCUAGCUCAAGUGUUCGGGAUUGUACCCCUGAGUUUGAACGAGUGGUUAUUGGUAUUGUUGGUUGCUCUUCCUGUCAUAUUGAUUGACGAAGUUCUAAAGCUUGUGGGUCGCUGUACAAGCGGGUUUCGAACGUCAAGAAGACAUGUCAAGGACAAGGCUGAAUGA
Molecule: messenger RNA, 3234 nt
Organism: Oldenlandia corymbosa var. corymbosa
Lineage: Eukaryota; Viridiplantae; Streptophyta; Magnoliopsida; Gentianales; Rubiaceae
Source: the annotation of a GenBank genome assembly